AGCCCGAGCCCGCGCCGAGCCCUGACACUGUCCGUCCGCCUUCUGGCUCCCCGGGAGCCCGGACUGGUCGGAGCACGAGUGGUGGCAGCGCGGGGAGCCCCACGCGCCGAAGGGAGCGGACCGGACAGGACGGCCCUAGAGGAGGUGCUGCCGCCACAGUAGCAGGGACCGGAGUCUCGAGCCGCGGCCUCCCGGACCGUGCUGCCCAGGCCAGCUCAGGGAGAGCCGGGAGUACGAAAGCCCCACCCUCUGGAGCACCCCGGGAGCGGAGGCGGGAGCGGGGACGCGAGCAACCUCUCCCCCUGUUGGAGAGAAAAGACCCUGAGCACUCGGAUGAGGGAAAGAAGAGACCCCUGGAGGGGACGCCUCUCUCCUGCCUAGAGGCGAGGAAGACCCCUGUACUGGCCGGGGAGGAGACCCCCAGAAGUGGAAAGAAGGGAGCUUUCCGUAGGGAAGCAGAGUGAGACCACCCUAGCGCGCCCCCGCCCCUCCAAACACACACUCUCAACAGUUGAGGACUUUCGAGGCAAAGAGAGACGGGGCUGUGCCUAUGGAGUAGGCACCCUCGGCCCACCAGUAUUCACAGGGGACAGAAGUCCUUACGUUCAGAAGCCACUCCAGGGAAAGAAGAGGAAUCGGCUUUCAGCCUUCUGGAGAGGGGAAGACCUCCCCUCAACUUCCUCGUGCCUAGACAGUGGAACGGGGUAGAGCCCCUCCGCUCAUAUCUCCAGCAGACGGAAAGAGCCCUCCACCUCAGAAAGAUCCAGUUUGGGGGGGAGGGGAACUCCCCCAAGGGGGAGGAGACAACUCCUGGUUGGGAGAGGCUCCUCCCCUCCUCCCCAGGGUGACAAGCAGGGUGUGGGGGGUGUGCCACCUUCCCCAAGUAGGACCUCCUUCUCCUCCGCCUCCCCCUCCUCCGCCCUUGACUCCUCAUCCUCAGGGGACCCAGUUCCCCUCACCAACUUGGGAGGCUCAGCCAAGCACAGGAAGAGCCACUGAGGAUGAGAGCCGUCACCUGCCUCUGAAGAGGGGAAUCCUUCCAACCCCAAACUCCAGCACCAGGUGGUUCCCUCCCUUUGCCGGAGGAACCUUGGAGACAGGUCCCUUGGGGAAGUGGAUGUUUUCAUGCUGAGGAAAAGGGUUAUCAGAAAACGGCUGCAUUUUGAGAACAUGCAUACUGUGUAGCAGUGAUUUACACAACCCAACCAGUGAACCCAGAAGUACUAUGGCUUCUGACCUAGAGAGUAGCCUCACCUCCAUAGACUGGCUCCCCCAGCUGACCCUCCGAGCUACCAUUGAGAAGCUUGGAAGUGCCUCCCAGGCUGGGCCUCCCGGGAGCAGCCGCAAGUGUUCACCGGGCUCACCCACAGAUCCUAAUGCCACCCUGAGCAAAGACGAGGCAGCAGUUCACCAGGACGGCAAGCCACGAUACAGCUAUGCCACUCUCAUCACCUAUGCCAUCAACUCCUCUCCAGCCAAGAAGAUGACCCUCAGCGAGAUUUACCGCUGGAUCUGUGAUAACUUCCCCUAUUACAAGAAUGCUGGCAUUGGUUGGAAGAAUUCAAUACGGCACAACCUUUCUCUCAACAAGUGUUUCCGGAAGGUGCCCAGACCUCGGGAUGACCCUGGGAAGGGUUCCUAUUGGACAAUUGACACCUGCCCUGACAUUUCCCGAAAGAGAAGACACCCUCCAGAUGAUGACCUGUCCCAAGACUCACCAGAACAGGAGGCAAGCAAGAGCCCACGGGGAGGCGUUCCAGGGAGUGGAGAAGCCUCACUGCCUCCUGAGGGGAAUCCGCAGAUGUCACUUCAGAGCUCCACAUCUAUUGCUAGCUACAGCCAGGGCACAGGAUCUGUGGAUGGUGGAGCAGUGGCAGCAGGGGCUUCAGGCCGAGAAAGUGCUGAGGGUCCCCCUCCCCUCUAUAACACCAACCAUGACUUUAAAUUCUCCUACUCAGAGAUCAACUUUCAGGAUCUAAGCUGGUCCUUCCGCAACCUCUAUAAGUCCAUGCUGGAGAAGUCCUCUUCCUCCUCUCAGCAUGGCUUUUCUUCUCUCCUGGGGGACAUCCCACCCUCGAACAACUACUACAUGUAUCAGCAGCAGCAGCCACCGCCACCUCAACAGCAGCAGCAGCAGCAGCAGCCGCCACAGCCACCUCCCCAGCAGUCCCAGCCACAGCAGCAGCAGGCACCUGCCCAGGGCCCCUCCGCUGUAGGGGGUGCUCCUCCACUGCACACCCCAAGCCCGGAUGGUUGUACCCCACCAGGGGGAAAGCAAGCUGGGGCGGAAGGCUAUGGGCCUCCCCCUGUAAUGGCCAUGCAUCCACCCCCGCUGCAGCAUGGAGGCUACCACCCUCAUCAGCACCAUCCCCACUCCCACCCUGCCCAGCAGCCACCGCCUCCACAGCCACAGGCACAAGGCCAGGCUCCCAUCAACAACACUGGCUUUGCCUUUCCUUCUGACUGGUGCUCUAAUAUUGACUCUUUAAAGGAAAGCUUCAAGAUGGUGAAUCGGCUCAAUUGGUCCAGCAUUGAGCAGUCACAAUUCUCAGAACUGAUGGAGAGUCUACGACAGGCAGAGCAGAAGAACUGGACCCUCGACCAGCAUCACAUUGCCAAUCUGUGUGACUCCCUCAACCACUUCCUUACUCAGACUGGUCACGUGCCCCCUCAAGGGGGUACCCACCGCCCACCAGCCCCUGCCCGUAUUGCUGACUCCUGUGCCCUCACCAGUGGCAAACAGGAGUCAGCCAUGAGCCAAGUGAACUCUUAUGGGCACCCACAAGCUCCCCACCUCUACCCUGGCCCAUCACCAAUGUACCCAAUCCCCACCCAGGACUCAGCAGGAUACAAUCGCCCAGCACACCAUAUGGUCCCUCGGCCACCAGUGCCACCUCCUGGUGCCAAUGAGGAGAUCCCUGAUGACUUCGACUGGGACUUGAUCACUUAGUGCAUCACAGAGUGUGGACAUCAGCCCAGGGCCACGUGGUGAAGUCUGGCAGUGGGGAAAGAGCAACCCCAGCCCGUCCCUUCCCCCCUGUCUGUAUAUAGACAUAUAUCCUCUUUUUGUUCUUUCUCUGUCAGAGAAGCCACUGCAAGAUGCUGCCGAAGAUAACCCCCUCUUUCCUGCCUCAUUCUUCUCUCUUCCUUCCUGUUUUUUCCUAGUUCUUUUAUUAUUAUUCUUAUAUUAUUAUUAUUAUUAUUGGUUAUAUACUGUCCAUAGUCUCCUGUCCCUACAUCAUGGAUCAUGUCCACCUUUUGCUAAUUUAAAAUCAUCAGGCUGGAAGAUGAAGCCAUGAUAGCUACAGAGAAAGGUUUUAGACUCCAGUUUACCUUUCUCUUGGAGAAACUCAAUGCUAAUCCUACUUUUUGGCCCUAAAUUGUUUUUUGUUCCCGUCAGUUUCAGGCCAGGACUGGAGAGGCCACAUUACCAAGUAGAAAGGGUCUGAAACAUUACUUGGCAGCCAAAAAUUUGGAGGUUUUAAAAUGGUGCUAAUUCUGUCCUCUGAGGUCUUCCUUGUCCCUUUAUACCUUCAAUCCUUACUUCUGCCAGUCUGCAUUUCCUAUCAAGGGUAAAAGUGAUGAUGGUGGUGCAGGAGGGUGACAAUAAAAUCCUAGUGGAAUUGGAGACCAUUGGAAGGGAUGGAAUAUAAGUCAGUGUGAAACUGAGUGUACACUGCCAUGUUACAUCAGUGUCCAUUGGCUUGUUUCGAGCCCAUUCUCUAAGAAGAUAGGAUUGGUUUUAGCCCAAACUCUGCUUCUAUGGUAGGGCAUGAGGACAACUAUUCAGCCUAGUUUUAGCUUCUUGGAGAUGAUUCCAACUUAACUAUUUUGGCUUUUUAAACAUAAUUUUCUCUGAAAAUUAACUAUGGCUCUUAUUUGCAUUUACGAAUUACCUUCCCAUCCCUUUUUCCCAUUCAGCAAAUAUUAGUUUGUCCUCCUUUAAUUGUUUGCCCAAAUCUUCCACCCAUCUUUUUUCUUCCCCCAUUUUCUGGGAUUCUCAGGAAAGAAAAAGGAACCCAUUAUCACUCUGAGUUUCGUUGUGUCCUAAGACAUGAUGGGAAUCUCAUUCCCACCUCUCAUAGCAGAACCAAACCUUUAGUGAUGGUGGUAGGAGGAUGGGGAGAGGAAAAGGGAGCUGGCAAAGAAAUGGAUAGGGAAUAUUUUAGUUCUUUAAAUACAUAGGCAGAUGCUUCUCUUGGAAUCCAGAUCAUCUGGCUGAAGCUUUUGCAAGUAGGCUUUGAGGGGUGAAGGAGAUUGGUGGAGGAGAAUACAUAAUCUAGAGGCAAGAGUUCAGUGAGGGCCAAGGGGGACCCCCAGAAAAAGGUAUAGAGCUAACUCAUCUCUUUUACAAGGGGUGGCCAUGACUUACUGUUGCAAAGUAUUCAGUGUAUAUUUAAUGUUAAUUGUUGAAUUUUAGUUACGAGAGGGAAGAACAAUUUUACUUCUGUCCUUAUUUCACUUGCUGAAAAGCUGUGGGACAAAAUGUAUGGAAUAGACAAGGCCACUUUCUUGGUGAUUUCUGCUUUUCAUGCCUAUUAUUUUAUUUACCCAUAAUUUCCAAGAGAUUUGGCUUUCUACUCUCCUGCUUUUUUCUUUCAUUCACCCCUUUCCUUUUUUUGGAAGGGGGUUAUAUAUGAGAGUUUAUUGAAGAAGUCCAGUGAGGCUGAAGUAAAGGGGCAAGAUAGGGCAGUUAACUAAAGAGCACUUUAUUUCUUUGAAGCCUUCCUAAGAAAGAAAUGGGGGUGUGAGUGGCUUGAAUCUCCCAUGAUGUUGGAGGGCACUUAGUGGGGUUGAAGUAUGACGUAAUAUUUCCCGCUGGGGAAAGGAGAAUUGCUCUUAGAGGAUGGCAAAAUGCCUUUGCCCAGCGUCCCUACUUUAGGCAUCUUUUCCUUCCUUAUUCCUUCCAGUCAGGGUGUGUGCUACACAGAACUUCCCGUCAGUUCUCCUCCAUAUGCCCCAUUUGUAAAUGAUCACUUCUCUUUUCUAAACCCUUUUCCUGUUCAGAUCCAUACAGGAUUUGCAAGGGCAGGAUUAUACAUGCAAGUGCCCCUUGUUCAUCUGUGUCUUCUGCAAACUAGUCUCACGAAGAAUUCUGGUGUGCAGCCAGGGUAGCUGAAGUUUGGGUCUGGGACUGGAGAUUGGCCAUUAGGCCUCCUGAGAUUCCAGCUCCCUUCCACCAAGCCCAGUCUUGCUACAUGGCACAGGGCAAACCUGACUCCCUUUGGGCCUCAGUUUCCCCUCCCCUUCAUGAAAUGAAAAGAAUACUACUUUUUCUUGUUGGUCUAGCAUUGCUGGACACAAAGUGUAGUCAUUAUUGUUGUAUUGGGUGAUGUGUGCAAAACUGCAGAAGCUCACUGCCUAUAAGAGGAAAUAAGAGAGAAAGUGGAGGAGAGGGACAAAAGGAGUAAUUAUUUGGUAUAGAUCUACCCAUCCCAACCUUUCUCUCCUCAGUCCCUGCUCCUCAUGUUUCUGGUUUGGUGAGUCCUUUGUGCCACCACCCAUAAUGCUUUGCAUUGCUGCAUCCUGAGAAGGGGGUAUAUGGUCUCACAAGUUGUUGUCAUUGUUUUUUUGCAUGCUUUCUUAAUAAAAAAAAAAAAAGAAUGUUUACAGUUUUAUCUUA
Molecule: messenger RNA, 5623 nt
Organism: Symphalangus syndactylus (siamang)
Lineage: Eukaryota; Metazoa; Chordata; Mammalia; Primates; Hylobatidae
Gene: FOXJ2
Product: forkhead box J2
Biological process (GO): regulation of transcription by RNA polymerase II
Cellular component (GO): nucleus
Molecular function (GO): DNA-binding transcription factor activity, RNA polymerase II-specific; RNA polymerase II cis-regulatory region sequence-specific DNA binding
Source: RefSeq, a predicted model, not a curated record